Messenger RNA from Branchiostoma floridae (Florida lancelet), 2674 nucleotides. RefSeq names its product sushi, von Willebrand factor type A, EGF and pentraxin domain-containing protein 1-like. The record is from RefSeq and is a predicted model, not a curated record. The transcript is spliced from 9 exons. The coding region runs from base 358 to 2277 and encodes 639 amino acids. NCBI's taxonomy places the organism in Eukaryota, Metazoa, Chordata, Leptocardii, Amphioxiformes, Branchiostomatidae.
UUGAUCCCCAUGACGUCAUGACCUGGGUGCUAUCAUGGCCGACGCCGAGAGAGGAAGUUUGGGAUAGUGUCACAAAAAAGUUGUCCAAGCCAGGGCGUUUUCAUCAUUUUCUUCUCACAUCGGCGACUUUAUCAAUCAGAACACCAAGUAGCAGACAUUCAGACAGCCAAGACGUAGUCCCUAGGGAACAGACAACCUCCAAACGGACGUUUAACUAACGCUUCUGGGUAACGCUGUGACAAAUUUUUGAGCAGGGACGUCAGUGUUUUGUGUUUGUGUACACAGUCUUGUCUUGAGGGAAGAACCUGAGUCACUCUUUUCUGUCUACGCAACUCUUUUGUGCAAAAUUGAUCAGAAAUGCUGCUAGCAACCGCUGUGUUAUGUUUCACCUUGGUCGUCCAACUCUUCGGAGAAGGGAAAGCCUCAGUUUGUAGUGACCCUGGCAUUCCCGAGCACAGUCGUAGGAAUGUCCGUGCAGGUCAGGAGCUGUUCCCGGGUGCCGUCCUGCGGUACAGCUGCGAUGGCGGGUACGCCAUGGUUGGUUCUGACAAAAUGCAGUGCCUGGAUAGUGGGGAGUGGCAGCCUCCCGACCCCCCCACGUGUCGCGCCUUAGCUUGCAGUAUCCCAGAUGACAUCCCCAAUGGGAAGUUUGGGAUCAUGUCCAAGCCUGCAUCGUUGAGCUCCAUCCUCUACCCAGAAGGAACAGUUAUCCAGUACAAGUGUAACAGGGGGUACAGACUAGUCGGGGAGGAACAGACAACAUGUGAGGGGGGGCACUGGAGUGAAGAAACUCCAACGUGCGUGCAAAUAUGCAGUCACUUUGAGGAGAUUGACCAUUGCCAGAUCAACGUAGUGAACUCGCGCUGCAUACAGAACUCCUACUGUUACAACGGGACCAUUGUGGAGUACCACUGUGACCAGGGCUACUUCCAGAUGGGCCCGGCUCGCAGGGCGUGUGUCAACGGGCACUGGACAGCAAUGCAGGACGGCCAUUUCACGAGUGAUGAGGCUCCGCCAAGAUGUGUUCCCGAGUGCCCCACUCCCAGUCCCAUAGAGAACGGCUUGGUGCAGAGUGGCGAGUCGGAGCUGAAGGGGCCGUUCCUGGAGGGGUCAGAGGUCACGUACCACUGCAGCAGCGGGUACACACUGAUCGGCCCCACCAUGAGGAGGUGCACAGGCGGAGCCUGGACAGACCAGGACCCUCACUGUUGGAAAGUGUGUGACCCACCAGAGACCAUCACUCAUGGUGACUACGCCGACCAUAAGCAGACCUACAGGGAGGGGGAAACAGUCCAGUACUUCUGUUCCCCCAACUAUCGACUGGAUGGAGACUCAUACAGAGAGUGUCUGACAACAGGCUCGUGGUCUGGGAUGUUACCCCGCUGUGUGUGGGACCCCACGGCACAAGGACGGCCGUGCCAAGCCCCGCCGCAGCCCGUCCACGGUUACCAUGAGAACCCAGACAGGGCGUACUUCAACCCGCGAGAAACCGUGCACUUCUUCUGCCGAGAUGGGUACAGGCUAGAGGGGAGCGACACAAUGACGUGCCAGCCUAAUGGAACAUGGGGAGGGGAGCUGCCCACUUGUGUGAUGGAUACCCACAGCACCCAUACGGACACUCCCAUACCCUCAACGUUUAGUGAAACAUGGAGCAUCGUCGCUGCCUCUGCAGGCUCAGUUCUUGGCAUCCUCAUCAUUGCAGUCAUCAUCGUGGCGUGGCAGUGUCGUCCUGGGAGACGCCGGCUCUUGAAUGACUGCCCGCCGGGACAUCCGUUUUACUUCAUGGACGAUAGCGACCAAGUGGGUCUGCUCACCAUGGACCCGAUGGCUCAGGGAGUACACAUUACCCUGCCUUCCUAUGAAGAAGCCUGUCAGGAACAAGGUACACAAGAACCGCCAUCCUUCCAGGCAGUUGUAGAGGAGGGACAAAAUCAAACCAGUGAAGGAGGAGGGGAGGGAACUGGAAACAACGAACACUCUUCACCAAACUUUUCUAAUGGAGAACACAACCAUAGAAGCCAAGUCCAUUUUGUUGCAGACAUGCAUUCGCUACCUGGCAGUCACAGUGUGAGAGAUGAACAAAGUUCUAUCGGAGAUAGUGUAGCUUCAGUGGAAACAGCACCACUGAGUGAAGAGUCCAUGUCAACAUCCCGUCAGAGCACCUGUGGAAGUCUGUCAUCUUCAAAGGAAAGUCUUAUUGAUACUCCAGAAAGUGCCCUCGACAGACAGUUGGAAGCUAUGACACCCAGGUUGACCUUUGACACUCAGGAAGCAUGAUGCGCAUCUCUGCAUCUCAGGUGUACAAAAUAGUUACUUGGUAAAACUCAAUAUUUGAACUCUGACCCUUGAACCUCACCCUGUUCCUUUCUUAGGGCAAAGGUUAUAGAGACAGAAACUAGCUUUAUGAUAUAUAUUAUGAUGUGUUACCAUAGAUGUUAAUGGUGAGAGCAGCCUUUGAAUUGCUUAACGAAAACUAACUUGUGCCUGAUAGAUCUAUGUCUGUUCAUCUAUAAAGUAUAAUGUAUCAAAUGUUACAUGUACUGGAGCACUAAUGAGCUUGUUACAUGUAGGAAGGAAGUAGAGAUCUUGCAGAUAGCUCCUAGUGAUUGUGUUUGAAUUAGCUGCUCUUGCUGUGUUGAUUACAAAAAUUUGUUAAGAAAAGAAGAAGAAAAAA